AUGUUAAAAAUUUUCACGUCUUUAGCACUUUUAUGCCUUCUUAUUUCCAUGGCUGUUGCCUUGGCCGUGCCUGAAAGUUCAUUGGUUGUACGGACAGAGAAAACAACUUGCUACAAAAAACGUUCACCUUUGGAGAAGAGAAAUGAUGAUUACUAUAAAGAUGAAACAUGUCCUUGUGCAGUUGCCACUGCAGUAUUUAAUAAUAAACUUCACGGUAUCACCGCUUACACCCAGGAUGAAUGUGGUUGUACUAAGGCCAUAGGUCUUUUUUCAAGUGGUUUUAACCCAGAUAAGAAAUAUUGUGCCUUUAUCACUGACCGUUGUGGAAAGAUUCUUCACAAUAUCACCGAUCAACUAAAUUUAAAGAUUAACAAAGACGGUAGUACCGAGCCGUUUGUUUCCGAACUUCCUGAUAUUAAUCUUAACUGUAAAAAGGAUGGUAUCUUGCUUGCAUUCCCCAAACAUUCUAAACGUACUGAAGAUGAUUAUUAUAAAGAGUGCUGUUCUAGUUAUCAAAAACGCCAGGACGGAGGUGUCGGUUCCCAGAUGCAAUUUUAUGAAGACG
This is a messenger RNA of Racocetra persica, 565 nucleotides long. The record is from the annotation of a GenBank genome assembly. NCBI's taxonomy places the organism in Eukaryota, Fungi, Glomeromycota, Glomeromycetes, Diversisporales, Gigasporaceae.